Cynoglossus semilaevis (tongue sole) is the source of this 4807-nucleotide messenger RNA. It is a transcript of the gene jcadb, whose product is annotated as junctional cadherin 5 associated b. The record is from RefSeq and is a predicted model, not a curated record. The transcript is spliced from 4 exons. Gene Ontology annotation, biological process: positive regulation of blood vessel endothelial cell proliferation involved in sprouting angiogenesis. Lineage: Eukaryota; Metazoa; Chordata; Actinopteri; Pleuronectiformes; Cynoglossidae. Bases 234 to 4715 code for a protein of 1493 amino acids. Gene Ontology annotation, cellular component: adherens junction; ruffle membrane.
CUGGCUCUGUGCAGUGCUCUCAGUCUCAGCAGUUGAAGCUGGGCGCAGGGGGAACUGCGACGGCCGCGCCGAAGCAUCUUCUCAGUGAUGGCCUCUGCUGAGCAGUUGUGCUCCCGCUUCCAGCAGCAGCAGCAGCAGCAGCAGCACUGCGCAUAAGGCAUCACACCCACCUUUGCCCUCCUGGCCAGAAGUGAGAGUGAGAGAGAGUGAGAGAGAGAGAGAGAGACACCACCAUGUACAGCGUGGAGGACCUCCUCAUCUCGCAUGGAUACAAACUGCCCAAGAGUGCGCCUCCUCCUCCUUCUGCCACGCCUUACGACAACAAGCGCCCCGCUGACUGCCAGCGCGAACUCGUGGACAACCGCGCCGGCCGGGGGACGCUCAACGGGUACGAGGCAGACAGGGGGGCGGCCAUCACAGGCAUCUAUGGUAAUCGACAGGCGCUGGUGAAGGCCUACCCCCCCAUUGACAACGACGGCGUGGAAAGAAACCAAAGGAGAAUAGAAGCCGGCAUUGGUAUCCUAGGUGACGCUCAGCCUUUGGGUGAUUCUCUUGCCACUGACAGUGGGUUCUAUGAUGUUCCUAGUUUAACCUAUUCAGAGCCUCUGAGCCAUGAGGAAAGAGAUAUUUCAUACUGGCGGAGGCGUGGCCAAGACUUCAGCAUUCUCUUGGACUAUGCUGAUGGGAGGGAGCUGAGGGCGUCUGCUGCUGCGUGGAGGCCACAGGCCCUGAUAACUGCUGCAGAGGCAGAGAGGCAGGCGAGGCAGCUGUGGGAGGACAUUUCUUGGCUAAGAGACCCAGAUGCAGCCCCUGGUCAGCUAAGAGUCACCGGGGAGAGAAAAUGUCAAAGUCUGGGUACAGAGGACUGGAGGCCUGCCGUUGGCCUGGGAAGACAGUUGUCUGACGGGGAUGGGGAAAGGUGGGCUCAGGACCAGUAUCGCUUGAGGACGCCUGAUGGGUUUUUUCACCCCAGAACUAAAGCAAAGUCUCAGUCUCUUCCUAGAGUUUUGUCACCUGAUGGAAUCGUGGGCAGAGAACUCAUUCCGUCCAGACCUAGCCUACCUGACAGACAGCAGAGGAUUAGCAGCACUGUCUUCUCUGGGCCCUAUAGUAGGUACGUCUACAGUAGUGCUGUUGGCAGGGAGCGGUGGAGUAGGAAUUCUGGGCCAAGCAGCCAUGUUGCACUUUUACCAAAGCCCAGGUUCAGCGGGCCUUUAAAGCCUCCGUCAUACGAGAUUCACCAGCAGACCAGGGGUAGCGCAGAAAUGCUUGCUUUAGACCAGGGUGCCAAACAAAAAGACAGGUCUAUCUAUUAUCCGAGAGGAGGGGAGUUCAGACAUGACUAUUACGCACAACACUCUGUCAUUUAUGGAAUGGAGCCACCUGGCUACAUCCCACCUCCAUCCUAUAGAAGACCCCCACUCCCACGAUCCGUUUCAAUCAACCGCAAUGAAAUUGCAAACAUAAGGUGGAGGGCAGAAACUUUGCAGAUGCACUCAGAUCCUGGGAGGUGGUGUUCAAGACAGACGGGUUCCUGGCUGGAGCAUUACGGAGAACGUGCUGCCUCCUAUAGAAAACAGUUCAAUUCUCGAGCUGAAGAACAACCAAGUCUUGUACGUCAAAUACCUACUGAAGAUCUAAAACUGAAGCAAAUCUCAGGAGGGCCUGCCGGAAAUUCUCUCACGGACGUAGACAAGAUCUGCAGCAUCAACAAAGAGAUUUCAUCCACUAAAAGUUUAGGACAAUCUACAAAUGACAGUGCCUUUCCUCCCCAACAGGACCCGGCCGCAGACAGGGGACAGGUGGGUCCAGGACAGGUGGGCCCGGGACAGGUGGGUCCGGGACAGGUGGGCCCGGGACAGGUGGGUCCGGGACAGGUGGGCCCAGGACAGGUGGGUCCAGGACAGGUGGGCCCAGGACCGGUGUUGCUCAAGGAAACUGAAGCCCGUAAAACAGCUCCCAGUGAAAAUGACAGUAGUAGUCUUCGAUGGUCCAAUAGGGUGACGAGCAAAAAGAGUGAGAGUGUGGCUCCUGAACAGAACCGUGGUCAGUUUCUGCCUUCAUCUAUUCUAGGUAAACCACCGCCUCCCCCAUGUAAGCCGGCUGAUCAGACUGUCUCAGAAACUGUGACGGAGACGAAAAAAGUGGAGGUGCCUGAGCCCCAAGAAAAGGAAAAAUCCAAGAAUUUGAAAAAGAGACUUAGUGAGACCAUUUUUUGUUUGGUGUCUGUUCCUGUUACCCCACAGCUCACUGGCAUGAUCCGUGAUCAGAAUAAUAACAAUGAGAAAUCGCCAGACCCAGCGGACAGUCCAAAUGAGAAUAAAACUGGCCACUUAACAAACCAAAGCCUCCAAAGCACAUCCUCGGCCGAAGCAGAGCUGCAAGUACUAACUGCUAGCUUUGCUAGCAGCAAGACGAGCAGUAGAGCGAGCAGCAAAAUGUUCAAAAAGUUACCCUGUAGGCCCCCUAAAAUAAACCAUUAUAAGGAGUUGAAACUGUCAGGAUCUUGGCCGUCCAACCAGUAUCGAGACCAGGAGACACAAACUAGCCCAGAGGCCCAAAAAACUGCCUCAGAAAACAAGGAAGCACAACAGGAACCGACCCGUCCCAACACCGCAGACUCCCCUGACAGCAGCAGUUUAGUGGGCACUGCGUAUACCUUCCCCAUGAAGGGAGUCAAGAGUUUGAAACUGUCAAGCAACAGCGCAUUCUCCCUGACAGCCACUUUCUCCAACCAGCUGAACAAGAGCACAGCUCAGCCGCCAGCAGAACCACCCUCAGGAAACGUAGAGGAGGCCCAACCAGCAGCAAAUACUGGAGAGGAGGAAUUUGAGCAGUACCUUCUAAAACCAACCACCCAGCGACCAUGGGAUGCUGUGAAAGAGUUAGAGGCCAUCAAGAAGGAACUCCAGCAACAGCAACAGCAGCAACAGCAACAGCAGGAAGGGAACAAACAGCCCAGUGUGGACAAGUGCAUAGAGGAUCUCAACGAGGCCUACAAAGACAUCUUGGAGCUCGGUACUGCCAGCAAAAAAGUCCCAAAUGGUUCUGUACAAAUCCCUGAACGUAUCAAAAUCAGAUUGACAUCAGAACCACUCAAUAAGCCAAGCAGCCUUAGGCGCAGUGCAGUCAGCUGGUCUGUCGACCCAGAAUACAGAGAAGUCAAGAGCGCCUUCUCCAGGCCUGCAACGAAGUCAGUGACUUUUAGCAAACAGCUGCGAGAGGAACUCCCAGUCCCUCCUCGGGAGACGGGUUUCAGAGAAUACAGGGUUGUUGCACACCUCUCUCGUAGACGUAGCAACGAUGGCCGGACAGUAAAAUUAGACCUGCCAGAUGAGCCCAUCGAGACACCGCUUUGUGAUUUCAGUCCAACUAUGAAAACCACACCAGCUGAGGUGCCGUGGGCAGACAGACAGCCUAUGCAGGAUGCCUCAACACUCACGAGUCCUCCUGACUAUGAGGACAUAUGUCAGGCCUUGCGUCAGACCAGAGACUCGGCGGAUGUCAGUAAAUCGUCCACAGGCCUAGCUAACGAUGGAGAGCUUCUGCAAGAUGCUAAUGUGGACUCAGAAGAGGAGUGUCCUAUUUGUAAAAGAGAAAUGGAGAACCAGAUGAGACAGGGCCCACUGCCUCCACUACAUGAGGAGAACAGCUCAGAUAGUUCAACCAAUCAAAAUGGUAGUCCACCACAAUGUACUGCUUUAAGAAGUCCAGCAGAUGAUGCUAAACCAGAGGAGUCAAAUGACUCCAGUUUAAAUCAUUCAGGGUCUGAUGUACAUAACGAAAGGACAGAACAGCAUUCUUUGAUGCAGGAAAAUGUGGAAGAGGGUGAAAAGACAGACAAUGCUCAGGUGGAAACCUCGGACAGUUUGUGUGCAGUAAAUCUUACUGAAAAUGUACCAGCAGACGAAGCUACAGAGGAGGGUGCAUCCACAAUAUCAACCAAUGACGUGGCUGCAGAUACUGAGGUCACAGAGGACGGAACGGUUUGUGAGAAUGUAAUAAAGGAUGUAAAAGUAGGAGAAAAAGAAGCCAUUGUUGGAGCAACCCCUGAAGCCAGUGCAGGCAAGCAGUCAUCUGAAGUUCAAGAUGAGAGCGAAGUGCAGGACAACGCAGCGUGUGAGGACAAGGAGGAGACAAAAAAGAAGCCUUUUGCUGUCCCAGAGCAUAAACUUGGUUUACGGGCUCAUCUGGGACGUGACUACCCAGGGUUACCGGAGUUUCCACCAGAUAGACUGCCACUUUCAGUUCCCCCAAAUUUAGACCGAAGACUGUCUCUAAGCUUGGAGGGGGAGAAAAAAAAGAGGGAUCCACCGAAUCGAAUUGAGGCAUUGCAAAACAAACUAGCUAUUUCUCCAGGAAGAGUUGCGGUUGAGCGCCUAGCCUGGAUGAGGGACGUGGAUGUCAUGUAUCGGGUGAGGCGCCUCAGUUUUAGGAGCACUGACUCUGGUGAAGGUGAUGCGGAAGGGGAAGGCAAGGACGAACAGGUUGAGGAGAUCGAUGCUACUCCUCGGAGACAUAAGGAGGACGACCUGGAGGUGGACGAUUCACAGCAGGUCUCCAAAGAGACAGUGUUACAAAGUGAGACAAAGUCAUCUUUAUCAGGUAAGAUUGACACUUUCAAUGGAAUUAAAUUGUUGUUUGUUCAAAAAUGUAUUCAUAGCCACUGUUAUCUGUCAUCUCCAUCAGUCUGUGCCACUGCUGAAAGGGAGUAAAUAACUACUGGCCUUCUAAAACAUUUGAGAAUAUUUUAUCAAACAAACAACUACAGUUCACCUUGAGUUCAGCUUCUUUCUGUGUCAUUUUU